AUGAAAGAGUGUAAUCGUUGUUAUACUAAUAAACCAAAUGAAGCUUUCAAAUCUAUAAAAAAUAAUAAAACAAAAGAACUAAAAACCUGUAUUGAGUAUCCGUUAUUGAAUAUUAUUGAUACAAGUUCAGAAGAACAGGAAAAUAAAGAGAUCGCUCAAUAUUUAAUUAACAAAAUUUCCAAGGCAGAUCACUUUACUUGGAUAUAUCAUAAGCAUGAAGUAACAAAAAGUUCAAUUAAAGAAGAAAAUGCCUUCUCUGAUUUACCAAAAAAUAUGUAUAUCGCAAUUGAAAAUCUAAACUCUACAACUUGUGAAUUGAUUAUUUAUAACAGACAAAUUAAUUGCCAAGAAUCUUCAAUAACACAUAUUCAAGAGCAAGAAAUUGGCCAUAUAAUUGAAGAAAAUACAGUUGAAAUAGAUAGUGGUGAUCAAGAUCUAAUCUUCAAGAAACAAACCUUCGCUAGAAAGAUAUCAAAUUUAAAAGGAUCGUCACAUGUUUACGUAGUACAGUCAAUCAAAAAAUGUGCAAAAAAUAAACCCGAUACUUCUCCAGCCGAAAUUGAACAUGCGGCUUGUCUAGAGAUGCUGAAAAUCACUAGGGCCGGUGAACUAAAUCUCUGGUCCAUACCGGUAUAA
This is a messenger RNA of Cetraspora pellucida, 636 nucleotides long. NCBI's taxonomy places the organism in Eukaryota, Fungi, Glomeromycota, Glomeromycetes, Diversisporales, Gigasporaceae. The record is from the annotation of a GenBank genome assembly.